UCUUAAACCUAGUGAAGCGGCUAUAAAAGCCAAGACAGCUAGGGUUUUUUCACUUCAUCAUCCUGGUACGCAUCUUUCCUCGCCGCUCGCCACCCGCCACCGUCUCUCUUUCUCUCUACUUACAGGUAUGGCAACAGCCGUGGCAGCCACCGGGACAGUACAGCAAGAAGGAACUCAACCUCACUUCGAGGUCAAGCUCUUCAACCGGUGGAGCUUCGAGGAAGUUCAGGUCACUGAUAUCUCUUUGAGUGACUACAUUGGUGUCCAAGCUGCCAAGCAUGCGACCUAUGUUCCCCACACUGCUGGGAGGUACUCAGUUAAGCGUUUCAGGAAGGCUCAGUGCCCAAUUGUUGAGAGGCUUACAAACUCACUGAUGAUGCAUGGCCGAAACAAUGGAAAGAAACUCAUGGCAGUCAGGAUUGUGAAGCAUGCCAUGGAAAUUAUUCAUCUCCUGACUGAUCAGAACCCAAUUCAAGUCAUUGUUGAUGCUAUCAUCAACAGUGGACCCCGUGAAGAUGCUACUCGUAUUGGUUCUGCUGGUGUUGUCAGGCGUCAGGCUGUUGAUAUUUCUCCUCUUCGUCGUGUGAAUCAGGCCAUCUAUCUCUUGACCACUGGUGCCCGUGAAUCUGCAUUCAGAAACAUUAAAACUAUUGCAGAAUGUUUGGCUGAUGAGCUUAUUAAUGCUGCAAAGGGAUCAUCAAAUAGCUAUGCCAUCAAGAAGAAGGAUGAAAUCGAGAGAGUUGCCAAGGCCAACCGUUGA
Theobroma umbraticum is the source of this 760-nucleotide messenger RNA. It is a transcript of the gene RPS5A, whose product is annotated as ribosomal protein 5A. Gene Ontology annotation, molecular function: structural constituent of ribosome; RNA binding. The record is from RefSeq and is a predicted model, not a curated record. Gene Ontology annotation, cellular component: small ribosomal subunit. Lineage: Eukaryota; Viridiplantae; Streptophyta; Magnoliopsida; Malvales; Malvaceae. Gene Ontology annotation, biological process: translation.